Messenger RNA from Diachasmimorpha longicaudata, 1575 nucleotides. It is a transcript of the gene ArfGAP1, whose product is annotated as ADP-ribosylation factor GTPase-activating protein 1. The transcript has 8 exons. Gene Ontology annotation, biological process: regulation of endocytosis; regulation of ARF protein signal transduction. Bases 83 to 1297 code for a protein of 404 amino acids. Gene Ontology annotation, molecular function: GTPase activator activity. Gene Ontology annotation, cellular component: Golgi membrane. NCBI's taxonomy places the organism in Eukaryota, Metazoa, Arthropoda, Insecta, Hymenoptera, Braconidae. The record is from RefSeq and is a predicted model, not a curated record.
UUUUUUCAUUACUGACACUUUGGCAGGAACCGUUCAAUCACGAUUUAACCAUUAACACAGUGCUUCGUGUCUGUGCGUAACAAUGGCAAGUCCUCGGACGAGGAGACUCUUGGGCGAACUUAAGCCAAACAACGAAAACACUAAAUGCUUUGAGUGCGGUGCACAUAAUCCCCAAUGGGUAUCUGUCACCUAUGGAAUAUGGAUUUGUCUCGAAUGCUCCGGGAAACACAGGGGUCUAGGGGUUCAUCUGUCAUUCGUUAGGUCAAUAUCCAUGGACAAGUGGAAAGAUUUGGAGCUAGAGAAAAUGAAAGUCGGAGGAAACAGAAAUGCGAGGAUCUUUCUUGAAGAGCAACCUGAUUGGGAUGACUCCAUGCCCAUUUCGAGGAAGUACAACACGAAGGCUGCUGCUCUAUAUAGAGAUAAAAUAGCUGCUUUAGCACGAGGAGAUUCAUGGAGCCCUAGUACGUCAAACGUCAAAGAGUUUACCUCGUACAACGACAACAAUGAUCAAGAUUAUAAUUCUUACCAGAAAGACACGCAAAGAUCGUACCAGAAUAUGAAUACUAGUGCAUUUAAGGCGCAGACCGAGUCCUUCUUCAACAGAGUGCAAAAUGAAAAUGCAAAUAGGCCAGAUGAUUUGCCACCCAAUCAAGGAGGAAAAUACAGUGGAUUUGGGUAUCAGAUGGAUCAACCCUCGAAGAGCUCGUCUCAAGAAUUUUUCGAUACUGCAGUAUCAUCCUUAGCCAGUGGGUGGUCGAUAUUCUCAUCAACAGCCUCAAAGGUAGCUUCUAAGGCAACUGAAAAUGCUAUAAAAAUUGGAGGGAUUGCAUCCCAGAAGGUGCGAGAUGGAACUCUGCUGGAAGAUGUUGGAGCACAAGUCAAUAACUUGGCCGCUAAGGUGGGAGACUUGGGUAGACGCGGUUGGGGAGAUAUUGCAGGCUCGAAUUCUUGUACACAGUAUUGUGGUCCGCAGUACGAUACUCAUGACAAUUAUCAAAAUUUAGGAACAUAUCAGAGCGGGUAUCAAGGGCCACAUUCAACAGACAAUUCAUCAGUCUCCAAUUCUAACAUCAGAAGUACCUCAAGCACGAAUUCCCCCACCCAAGAUUGGGACUGGGGAAGCUCCCCGAAGCCGUCGAAUGGCAGUUCUCCUGAAUCAAAACAAUCAGCGAAAAAACCAAGAGAGAAAAAGAUAAAAGAAGCCUCUCUCAUUGACUUCGAUGUAAAGACCGAGAUCAAGACCUGCAACACGACCUCGAAAGCUGAGGAAGACGCUUGGGAGAUUUUGAAGGAUUAACUACAACUAAUUCUAAUGCAUCUGCUAAUCAACUGUGCAACAUUUAAAUAGAAAAAAUAUUCAUAUAUACAUAUUAAGUGUUAAAACAGUAAAGAAAAAUUGAAAAUUGCCUAAUGGUAUCUAAAGAUCACUGACAGCCUCCCAUAAUUGUACAUAAAACUAAUCCAAAAAAUCGUUCUACUGAAAAAUUCCUAUUAUUACUCUGUGAGAAAGUUGAAUUGAAUGUUUACAUAGUAAUUUUAUUAUACAUAAAGGUACCAUCUUUAAUUUUACGCACA